Messenger RNA from Monodelphis domestica (gray short-tailed opossum), 15452 nucleotides. RefSeq names its product fibronectin type-III domain-containing protein 3a-like. The record is from RefSeq and is a predicted model, not a curated record. Lineage: Eukaryota; Metazoa; Chordata; Mammalia; Didelphimorphia; Didelphidae. Gene Ontology annotation, molecular function: protein binding.
AAUCUAAUGUAAAUGAAUAUAUGAAUGUCUCUUACUGUUACUUUUAUAUCAGCAGCCAUGAUGCUCAGAGAAGCCUAGUUUAUAGUAGUGCCUGAAGAACCUCUAAAAGUCAAUAGCUAAAUUUCUAAAACUAAAUAUUAGGUGAUAGUAUGUACUUAUAUUUAUAUUUAAUGUCAGAGAUUUGGGAUUCCAAAAACUGAGAAAUUAUUGGGACUCGUGUCCUUCUCUGAAUAAAUUGAUGAGCUCCCAAAAAGUCAGACUAUACUUCCUUUUUGCACACUCUGUAGUGCUAAAAUGUUAUUCUGAUAUUCAAGUAAUACCAUACUAUCUAGAAGAGGAGAUUGUACUUUGGAGAUUAAGAUAUGUCUUAAGUGGUCAUGGUUAUGUUAAGCCAACAAAAGCAGUACGUUUAUAGAUAUUAAUCUAAUACAGUAGCCCUUCACAUUUCCAUGCCCAAGCCACUGUUUUUCAGAUCAUGAAGUAUCACUCACUGCAUCAAAGAAUAAGGGGCCACAACCCUGAAAUUGAGGCUUGAGAGUCUGUCUAGGAAUUAUAAUAUAACACAUGCUCCCUAUGAGCCUAUGGAUCUUUGCCAGAGCUAAACAUAAUUUUAUGAGUUAGAAGGUGACUGCUGUCUGUAGCUCAGACUUUCCUUUUUUGGCCUUAGUUAUAAAGGAAGUGUAACUUAGCUAUAGUAUUACUUGAAGGAGAAAAUCUCAGGAAGAAAUGCCAUUGGGAGUACCACCAAUAGUCCCUACUGCCUCAUUUUCUAUGUCUGAUGGUGUCAUCAAGGGAGAUUUUAGAUGAAAACAUGGGUGUCCUCUAUGCCUUGAAGUCUACAAGGUUAAGCAUGCAACCUAAACAUAACUACCUUUCCCUAAUAACCCAGACUAGAUUUAUCAUCCAUGAUGUAAAUUAUUCUUGAAGCUGUUUACAUUUUUGGCCUAUAUCAAUUCUUGGAGGUAAUUUAGUUCUAGAAAUCAGUAACCCACUCUUCAAAGUAGGAUUUCCUUUUCUUUUGCCCCAAGACUGUGUUAAGUCAUGCCCCCUAGUUCUAGAAUUGCAAGAUUUGGUGAUCAAGGCCAGGUUUGCCCUAUCCCUACUGCUUGUGACUUAUUUCUGUCAUAUUUCCUCUCAGUUUUUCUUUUUCCAGGUUGAAAUCCUAAUUUUUUCAAGGACUAUUGCUUUUAUGAAACCCUUGAUAAUUCCACACCCCAUCCCCAAAUGAUAUAUUAUUUCAGCAAGCAUAUUGUAUUCUUGCUUCAGAAAAGUGUAAUAUAAUCUUCCCAAUAAUUGCAUGGGCAUGGAAUGUUAAUUUCUGGCAUGAUAAUGCUGUGAUCUGCAAGUAUGGGAGUCUGCAUAUUUUAAAAAUAUUGCCUGGCCUUUUUUAGGUGCCCAGCAUUUCAUUUUUCAGUUUAUGUGCAUAAUAUCUACUAAGAAUUCUAAAUAAAGACUUUGUGAUUUAAAUUGUUUUCCAUCAAAUCAAUAUUUAGAAUAGCAGUUUCUUUAUGUAGGAUACCUUGAAAGUUGCACCUUUAGUAUUUAAGUGAUUCUUGAAUAUGCUGUUUUCAAUGCUUCCUCUCUCUCCCACUUCUAACUAUUUUGAAGAUGUUUUAGUGAUAUUUAGUGAUAGUUAUUCACGAUGGUCUUUUCCUUGAUGAUGUUUAAGAAGGGUUACAUGGUGCUUUGAAGGUGCACUAAAAAUGUGUACUUGUCCAGAUGAGUCCUGUGCUUUUCUUCAUAUUCCAUAAAUAAGCUAUAGUUUUUCUUGUUUUACAACUCUUCAUAGUCUAAGGGUUGGCCUUUUGUUCCUGAUGAUUCCAGUUCUAUGUAGGGAUUUUGUAUAGUUCCGUAUGUGUUCUGAAACAAACAAUUCAUAACAUUUACAUGCAUGUAGUAUGUCUUUUCCAUAUCUCUACCUUGAUCUCCCACUUUCCCAGAGGACCUCUUUAAAUUCCGAUGGGGAGAUGGUGGGUAUUUGUACAGAAAUGUUUUUUCAUCCAUGCUUACUUAGUGUGCUGCAGAAAUAUUGAGGCGAGACAGGUAUAAUUGGCCCUUCAGCUUUACAAAUAAAAACAUUUUAUAGUAGUCACUGUAGAUGACAGAGAGGGGAUUCAGACACUGGAAAAACUUACAUUCACUUUUGGCUUCAGUAUUUAAAUUACCGUUAGUUUUUCCAUGUGCUAUAAUAAGUUCUAUCAUCUAAACUUAAAUACUUGUAAAGUAACAUUAAGGACAAAGAAAGACCUUGCUGUAAAAUUAUGUAAACAGUGCUUCAUCCCCUCAAAUCUUACAUCUUCCAUGAAGCCUUCUGCAGCCAACAUUGAUUUCUCCUUUCUGAUCAUUCAUAGCAUUUACAAUGAAAAAUAAUUACUGGUAUUUUGCAAGUCUUUAUGGUUUUUAAAUUGUACAUCCAUUAUCUCAUUUAAUCCUCAUCAUAACCUGCCUCCCUCUUCAGAUCUCUUGAGGUGUUUUGGAUCUCUUCUUCACACUUAGAAUGGAAUUGCUAAUGUUAUUUGGGUUCAUUUCUCCCCUAGGAAAUGAGAAUCCUUUUGAGGGCAGAGACUUUGUCCUUUAUUUCCUUAGCAGCUCCAUCGAGUGAUACCUUUACUUUCGUGUUACUCUAGUUCAAACAUUUGUCUGGUUGUAUUACAUUAAGUAUAACACUUUGUUAUAUACAGGAAGUCCCCAAAUUCCAAACAUCCUUUUAAAAAAUUUUCUAAGUUUUUUGGAAUUCUGAAACAAAAUUUUCUGUAGAAAAAUGUUUAUCAGUGAUGGUUAUGUUCCUAGGCUGGGUCACAUAACCUACAAUGCAAGUGAAAUGCUAUAUAGUUUUAAAAAUAAAAACUAAAACAUAAUUCUAUGAUCAUUAUCAUUCAAACAAUUUAAUUAGUUAUUUUAUUGUAAAUACCGAUAUUUGAGAAAUGGGUAGUUAACGAGGCUAGACAUAAAAAAGAGACUUCGAGGCAUUUUCAAGGACUUUAGAGGCUGAAAUCAUUGAUUUGUCAUCAUGUCUAAUUUCAAUUCUUAAUUGGCGCUCUUGUUUUCUUUUAUACAAGUGUCUUACAAAUAUUCUUUUUUUGUUAAGGCCCCUCUUCCUUUUCUUUUAACUCAUAAUUUUCUGAAGUAACUAGAUUAGAGCUGUAAGAAGAAUUGGGGUUUGUAGGAUCACGGAUAUAUAGCUGGAAGGGGCUUCAAAGGCCAUCUGGUUGAAUCUCCUAUUUUACAGACAACAAAACUGAGGCCUAAGGAGGUUGCUUAGCUAAUUUGCCCAGGAUCAUACUAGUAGUGGGCAUCAAAGGCAGAAUUUGAACCCACAGUUCUCUUAAAAGACCGUUUGUCUAUACUUUUAAGUGCCUGAUUGCUGGAGGUGUAAUUAACUAAAUGCUAGUGGCAAGAGGAGCAAGUUGGAGGGCUCUCCAUUCCCUUUUGUGCAGUUGGGGGAUAGGGGUGGGGACCAGAGGUAGCAAAAAAAAAAAAGUAAAGCAAACAUUUUGUGUUAGAUAGUCUCAAUAUUGGCCACCAGGUGGUACCAUUGACCCAGAACAGCUUGGUUUCUAUCUAGAGGAGUGGAAAUGGUGAAGAGAAUUUUGGUCUGAGUGUUUAGUUGAACAUUUAUGAAUAUGGUAUUCCCAAGUGAGGGAGCACUUCUUCUGUCUUUCCCAUGUGUCUGAUGCCAUAUUUUUACCUCCCACAGUACAUACUGCAGUACUGGGCAUAUAGUACAUAAAACUAGCUUGUAUUUACAGAGGGCUUUAAUGUUUGCAAAGCACUUUUAAUGUGUCUUAUCAUAUUUGGUAUUUAUUAAAAACCCUGGGAGGUUGAUGCUAUUAUUAUCCCCAUUUUAUAGAUGAAGAAACUGAGUCACUGAGAGGUUAAGGGACUUGUCCCCCGGAUUACACAGCUAGUAAGUAACUGAAUCAGGAUUGAAACUCGGGUCUUAAUCUCAAUUACAGCUCUUCUAUCCAUUGUACCACCUACUAUUUUACUCAAUGAAUAUUUAUUGCCUUGAGUUAGCAUUCCUUGAGUAAAAGUUUUGACUUUUUCUGACUUACAGUCACUCAAAUAAUUUAAUUUCAUAAUGUUUACUUUAAUACUUCAGUAGAUGUUGUAUCACUGUUGGUAAUCCUUCCAAUGGUGUACAUCACAAUUCAUUCAUAUUCUUUCAUCCUGGGUGACUUUUUUUCAUUCCUUCCAUAAAUCUUCCACUGGGGUCUGUCCAGCAUUCUGGGGGUCUUCUUCUAGUUCUCUUGACAUUACAUGGAGAAGAGUGGAAUACACAGGCUUUCCACUGGUUAUUUCUCACACUUGCUACAUAACCAACUCACCUUCUUUUCCAGUCCAGCAUCUCUGAUGGCAUUCUUUAUGCUUAAUCCUCUUAUACAUUUCUGAGUUUGCAAAGUGUUACAAUCUACUUGGGCCCACCAUAAUAGCUAUACCUCUCUAAAGCCUUGUGGGUAGCCUCCAAUACCAAUACUAAUUCUUUCUGUGAUUCAGCAAUAUAGCAGCGUUCAGAAUAAUGUUUACAAAAAAGAUGGGUCUUUGUUUCAGAUAAAGCUUGGGAUCAUUAGAAGAAGAACUGAAUAGUUUCCUUCCUAAAGGCAAUCCAGCUCAUUUUCUUCUUCCUGUUUAAUUCUGGGUCCAGCUCCUUGUCCACACACAGUGUCUUUCCAAGAUAUAUGUACGACUAGCCCAGUUUUCUGGGUUGUCCAUCCAACUGUGUGUUAGGCUGGACAAUAGGCAUUCUACAGUUGUAUGGUUUUUUCUGAUGUAAAUAGGCCAAAGUCUUGAAUUUUUGCUUGAGGGGAACUAAAUUCAUUUUUCAAUGAGAGAAAAACUUACCAAAUUUUGUCUAACUAACCUAAUUAGUAUGCAGUGAAAAUUGUCUUACAUUGGACCUGGGCUCAGAAACAAGCUGGUUGCCUUUUGGAACAAGGCCUGGAACUAGAGUGGCCUUCAGUUCAGGGUUGGGGGUGGAGGUACCAUUCUUUGUCAUUUAACUCCUUUAUAUUGAUGUUUUCUGACUUUUGAAAUCUGUUGAUCUACUAGUGGAAAUGCUGAGAAUUUUUCAUUGUUUUCUUCACAGCCUAACUCUAUAGUCCUCGCCCACCCAUUAUGUGUAUCUUUGGGGAAAUACCACUAUUAAAAUGUUAUUAUUGUAUAACUGCUAUGUAACACAUCAUUGCACUUUUUUGACAUAAAUGUAGAUUCUUCUGAAAGAAAUCAAACAUAAAGAAAGAAUUCAUGUUAGAUACACUUGAUAGUUUUAAUAGCUUUAGCUAGAUCUCUAAAUGACAAACUCUUAAAUUAUGUUUGUAAUGUGCUGAUCUUUCAUUGUCUUAAAUACCAUGUAACUAUAUACCGUUAAUUCAUGGUAUGCCUCAAUCUCACUAUUAGGAUGAAUAGUUAUUAUAUCCAACUAAAAUUUUACCGGCAUUAUGAUAUUCAUGAACUAAGCCACGUGAUUUAGCUAAAAAUAAUGGAGUUUUAUAUUGUUAGUGGCCAAAACUAAAAUAAUGAAAUUUAUUUAUUCGAGUUUUACUUAAUCAGUAUUGAUGUUUAAUAUAAAUUUAAAAGAGUCACACUGUAUAUUCAUUUGCUUUCAUACUGGAAAUUUGCCAAAAGGCUCAAAUCCCCAAACACUUGACAACAACAUAUUCCAGAAAUUACUUUUGUGAUAUUUCAGAGCUUACUUGCUAAAUGCACCUGUAUGUAACUUCAUAUUACAAUUUCUAAAAAAUGAAAGACCUGAGUAAGUGGUUGUCAUGGAGAAUUCUAAGUCUGAUGAAUACUAUUUUUGGAAUGGACUAGGGAACAUGAGCUACACAGUGAACUCUGCGUUUUGAAUUGAAGCACACACUUGGCUGUUGGAAAUGAGAAAGGUGACAGAAAUUAUGAAAUUACGGGGACACAGAGCCGGGAAUUUUCAUCCUUGAAAAUUCUGAGGGAGAGAGAAUUCACAUUUGCUCUUGCGAAUUUGAAUCAGGUUCAAUUAUUCCAGGAGGUAGUUCUGUUUUGUUUAAAAGAAUAAAAAUGAUUGAGAGUAGUAUCCAGAAUAAAAAUGCUCUUUUAAAUGAACACAUUUGUGUCACAGGAUAAGAUCUGGUUAGUCAGAACUCUUGGUAAUUAUCAUCCUUUUAGAAAAGCACUUCCAUUCUCUUGAGAAUUUUCAAAACUACUUUUGUUCCCCAAUCUGAUUUAGUAUAUUUUUCAUCUUCCAUAAGGUAACAUAGAGUGAGGGUGAAUCUCUGACCAAUAAGUGAAUAGAGCAGCUCCUAGUUUUGCAAAAUCCACAAAGGAGUGUGCGCUUCCUUCCUUUUCUCCUUUUGGCUGCAUUGACAUUAGUGUUUAAACGCAUGUAAGUCUCAUGACCAACCUGUCGGUUUUCUCCGUGUGGUGUGCACUAGGCCAGAAAAACGCUUUGACUACCGUGUGCAAGAGAGCUUUCAAAUCUCGCUGUUGCACAACUCUGAGCAGUUUGGACAUUCUAAAGGUGUUUUCCUCUUACUUAACUACAAGGCGGAAUUAUAAAUCUUGCAGAAGUGCCUGAAUAUCUCUUUUAGCUUGUCUUUUUUUUCCUCCCCCCCCCCUUUCUGAAGUGGCUGACUCCAGAACUUUCUGCUGAAUUCUCUGUUUAAGGUUAAUUUACACAGAGCUUCCUUCGAGGAAUUCUUUAGGUUGUUGGGGGUUUUCCUUUUGUGGAAAUGCCUCUCGGCAGUUUGUGUUUUUCCUCACAGGCUGAUUUCUUUAAGGACUGCUUCAUAUUGAAGCAUCACAGCUAUAGUUCAGAGUGGGAAGAAUAAUGGCAAAGUUGUGGGGAGAAAAAAAGCCACAGACUGGUAGCUUCUAGAGGAAUUUAUUAGGAGAUUUCAAGAGAAUGGAAAGCAAAAUUAAAAAGCCGCAUUGAGAAAGGUACUUUAGUAGAGAGAAUAGUUAAUUGACCUACCUAAUGAGAUGGAAAAUAGAUUAUGUUGGGGGAGGGGCACUUCUUGAAACAGCCAGAGAGAUUCUCUACCCUGAAAAAAAAUCCUUGGCAACCAAGCCUUUGUCAAACUGUCCUUCAUUAUGUAGUUAUUUAUCUUACUUUAUGUGGGAGAUGAAAGCUUCAGUUAAAACAAAUGUGAAAUUAUCUGUUCUAAGAAAUAGAAUGACCUCCUCCUAGAUUGGCUUUUUAUUUGGGUCCCUGCUUUAUGGCUGAUGGCAUCAAUGAAGAGGACUCAAAAGCAUGGUGGUUCCUAGAUUUGUGCCACAUGUCCGAUCUGAUAGCCUCAUCAUUGUGGCAAAGACAAAUGGAAACCCAGAUCUAGUUUUCCUCUUAAAUGUUGGGUGGCCGGCUUAUACGAGGAUUCGUAGCACCUUAAAUGGAUUCUCUAGUUUUUAACACUGUGUACCGAUUCUUUUUUCUCUCAUCAAAAUAUAGCACAUCAUUUAUUUCUAAACCGAAAGAGUGACAGAUGCUACCCCAAAGGUAAGGAUUCUCAAAAGCCGAAAUGUCUACUUUACCAGAUAGCAGAGCUAGAAAAUUGAUGCUGAAAGGUAGAACAAAGUAUCCAGGCGUCUCUCUGCAGGAAGAACAGUUUUUUCCUUUACAAAAGGGAGUAACAGUUAUGACUCCUAGCUUAAAUAACUUUCCCAGUGGCUUAGAACUGAACUCUUAAUAGUUGUUCACAGUGUUCAUAAAUGAUUCACAUUCAAGGUUUUCUUUGAAACAAUGUCACCCUUUCUUAUCUCUGUCUCCAUCCGUGCUUCCUUCUGUAUACCAGAAGAGGAAGAUGGAGAUCACCCUUGGUUAAAGUCAAGAAAGUUCUCUUAAGUGAUGUGGCCAUAUGGGGGAAUCAAGCAAAAAUAUUACCAUUGCACAUGUUUAUAGCAAGACUUCUUUACAUCCUGAGACUUCUGAACCUGAUUAAGUUUGAAUGUCAUACCAAGUUGAACCAAUUCAUUAAAGUGAUUUUAGAUUUAACUUAACACAGUUCACCCCUAGUGAACUGUUCGUGUCUGACUCUUGGUGAUCCCAUUUGAGGUUUUCUUGACAAAGAUACUGGAAUGGUUUUACGCUUUCACCAGUUCAUAUGACAGAUGAGGAAACUGAGGCCUACAGGGUUAAGUGACUUGCCUGGGAUCACAUAGCAAGUGAGCAGCUAAGGCUGUAACUGAACUCGGUCACCCUGACUUCAGGCCCAGACCUAGCUGCCCCCCAUACCCACCAAAAGCCACAGAAAUCAGGAUGGUAGGUCCAAUAAUAUCCUCUUAAUGUAUCAUGAGCCCUGUGUAUAUGGCGUACUCAUCUAAACUCACUGUAUUGUGGCAAGCCCAUAAUAAUUGUGUAGCUAUGCUUGCCCCAUCAUGUUGAGGUUACAAGAGAAUUCUGUUUUCUGAUUCUAAACAGCUAAUUACUAACUAAAAGCGAGGCACAAGUAUUUCCCAACUUUCCGGGUAUGUUGGGAUGAUACCAAGAGUGAUGAUUUUAUCUCUUCUCCUUCACCUAGACUGCACUUCUCCUAGCCUAUUGAGUUCUCAUCCCUCUCAGUAUCUUCAGUGGACAAAGAAACAGUGUCUUUCAUUGCUCAUUCCCCUGAUUAGUUGUUCCCUUCUCAAGGAUGGAUGUUCCAGAAUACAUCCUCCUGGCCUUGAGAAUGAUAACAUGACCCACAAGCCCACUGGUAACAAAUAUGCCCUUGACUUUAUAGUAAUUUGCUACUUCAGCUAAACCUUCCAAAGCAUACAUUUCUUUGGUUCCACCCUUAGAAAGCAGUUAAACUGUAUUGCGUCUCCACUCAGCCCUUUUAUGUUAUCUCUUAAUUAGGGCAAAGGUAAUAUGGGAAGUUUUCUUUAAUUUAUUGCCAUAUCUUCAGUCAGGAGUUUGUUGUAGGAAAAGGCAGAUGUGAGCCAAUUGACUCAGAAAGGGCCUCUCGACAGUAUUAAGCGUGAAAAGUUGGGCUGAGAUGAUUAGUUUGACCAGUUUCUUUAUAAAGUGAAUUAUAUUGUCUUUCCCUGAACUCAAUUUAUUGUCUGCAAAGGGUUCUGUUUCCGGAAUACUGGGGAGGGGGGGUCUUCUCAAUAAAAAUGAACUAUUCCCUUACUGUUUUAAGUUCUUUGUAUCACCCACGACUGAGUAUCUUACAAUAAGCAGAAAAUCAUUCACCAUCUUAGAGAUGCUUAAUAUGACUCCAUUUCGACUUAAGAAAGAUGGCUCCCCUAGUUCAAAUCCAGGUGCCCCUUCCAUAAGAAAAAAAAAGAAAAGAAAAAUGGUUCCUAGGGAAAACUGCAACUUUGGUAGCUAAUCUGUACUUCCAGUGCCAAUGUCUCAGGAACUAUGUGGUCCACUUGCAACAAAUGUUACAGAAUUUGACUGAAUGUAAUCUUGAAAGAGGUUAAAAACUAGCCAUUGUGCCCUUCACAUUAUUUAUUAAUGCACUGUCCCAGUGAUCCUCCAGGGGGAACUCAGUCCACUUUUCCAGGCAACUCGAGGGGACAGUUGUGAGAAUACUUGGUCCCAUCCCUGGACAACUCAAGAGCUUCUCACUGCACAGUCUUGAUCAGCUCUCUAGAAGAGUCAGGGACACACACAGGAAAAAGUGAGUGUGGUAGAAGCUAGAAGGAACAGAAACCCUUCCUUUGGUGGAACCAAUCUCCAGUUGCUCUCUUCAUCUCCUGGCUAAUCAAUGUGAAAAAUAGUCCCUUUAUGUAUUAUGGCUGAACAGGUUCCUACUUUAGAACCUACAACUGUUGUCAAUGACAUGCCUCUUCCUCCUCAUAUGGUAAAUGGGGACAGCAUGCAACAGGUUAUAUUGGUCCAGGUGAAUCCAGGAGAAACAUUCACCAUUAGAACUGAGGAUGGACACAUUCAGUGUAUCCAAGGACCAGCCCACGUUCCUAUGAUGUCACUAAAUGGCUCUAUGCCACCAAUAUUUGUUCCUCCUGGUUACAUGUCCCAGGUGGUGGAAGAAAAUGGAGUUCGAAAAAUAGUAAUUUUGCCACAUUCUACUGAUUACCACCCUGCCAUGCAUCCUCCUCCACAUAUGCAGCAUUACAUGCAUCCACACCCUCCUCCUCUACUUGCCCAUCCCAUGUACCCCCCAGUUCCAGGAUCUGAACUGCAUCCACCCCAGUAUAUGCACCAACAUCCAAUGCCGCCACCACCACCACCUCCACCACCUCCACCACCACCACCACCACCACCACCACUGCCACAACUACGCAUGUACCAUGAAUAUGAAUCCCGUUCCCAUGGGAGAACGCAUUAUAUUCCUCGUGAUGAAAGAACAGGCAAAAUGCAGGAGCACUUGAAGAAAAGAAUCAAAGACAGACAUGCUAUUGGGCAUAACAAUAACAACAACAAAUCUGGCGUUCCACCUUCUUCGCUAUCCAAAGGUCAAAGUUCUUACAAUGCGAAUGCUGAGAACGGAUAUGGAAAGGGGCAGUAUGUGGUAGAAGAACCUGCUAAGCAGAAAGAGAGUGGAAAAGCCAAGGACAACGCACCGGAAGAAGCAAAAGCUGCAGAACCUGAAAAAGAAAUUAAAGAGUUGCAGGACCUCUUUAGCACUGGAAAACCUAUAGUUUCUAAUAUUCAAGCAAGAUCAGCUGUCCUCUCGUGGAGUCAUCUAGUCAGCUCUCCGAAUGAAGAAAAGGCCAGCCGUCCAGUAUCAUUUACAUUUGAAGUGGCACUCUCCAACUGUGGUAAAAGUGGCAAAUUUAAAACUAUUUACAUCGGGGAUGAAGUGACAGUUAGCCUACCUGAUCUCCAGCCAGCAACCGACUAUCACGUAAGAGUUUCAGCAACAUACAGCUCUAUAGAAGAAUCAACUUCUGAAGUGAUUAGUUUUACAACAGAGAGUUGUGAACCAGACCGUCCUGCUGUACCUAAGCUAGUCAACCGAACCAAGAACAGCCUGAUUUUACAGUGGAAGGGAUCUAAUGACAACGGUUCCAAAAUAAUCGGUUUUCUUUUAGAAUGGGACGAGGGGAAGCCUGGAACCUUCAAAGAAUGUUAUUUUGGCCAUCUUAAACAGUACAAGCUAACCAAGCUAGCUCCUUCCACAAAAUAUUCAUUUAGAUUAGCUGCUAAAAAUAACUUGGGAAUAAGUGAAUUUAGUGAAACGGUUGCCUUUAACACAACAGGAAGUGUCCCUCCAGCCCCUCCUCCCCCUCAGCUAAAUCAAGCAGGAAUUACUACUCUGUCACUAGAUUGGAGUCCUCCUCCUGGUGCAGCUACUGAGGAAUCCCAUUUUACUUACACCCUCGAGAUGGAGGAAGAAGGAUCUGGUCAUGGUUUCAAGGCUAAAUAUAAUGGCGAAGAACCCUCAUGCACUUUAAAAAAUCUUCGGAGGAGCACUUCAUAUAAAUUUAGGCUCUUUGCCCACAACAGUGAAGGAAAAAGUAACCCAAGUGAAGAAGUAGAAUAUACCACAUACCCUGAUAAGCCAGGCCCCCCAAGUAAACCAUACACAAAGGGGAAGAUCCGAGCAUACAAUGUGAAAGUCGCAUGGGAUCCACCUAAAGAUAAUGGAGGAGCAGAAAUUUCCAAGUAUGUUUUGGAAAUUUCUGAAGCUUCAAAUGGAAAUACAUGGAAUGUAAUAUACGAUGGCACUUUGAGAGAACACGUAUGUGACCAUCUCAGACCUGGCACUUCAUAUAAGUUGAGAGUAUUUUGCUUUGGAAUUGCAGGGCAAAGCCAGGCCUCAGAUAUCCUAUCCAUUCACACCUCUGCCGUUCCUCCUGGACCUUGCAGGUCUCCAUACUUGGCUAACAGGGCUAAGCCCAGAGAAAUCAGCCUGCACUGGGCUCCUCCUGUUGUGAAUGGAGGAGCUGAGAUAAUUGACUACGUAGUAGACAUGGCCGAGUCUGACCAAGCCGAGUGCAGAAGAGUCUACCAAGGCCCAGGCUUGAGGUGCACAGUGAGCAAUCUGCUUCCUGGGAGGACUUACAGCUUCUGGAUUAAAGCAGCAAAUAAGACAGGGUUUGGACCUUAUUCAGCCAAGUCUCAGAUCUCCACAGCACCAGGACCUCCUGAUCAGUGUGGCGUACCUCUGUUAACCUGUAAGACUGCUACCAGUGUGGCUGUCAGCUGGGAGGUUCCUAUGUGCAAUGGCGCCGAAAUUUGUGAUUACAGACUGGAGUGGGGAAAACUAGAAGGAUCAAUGCACGUAAUAUACACUGGCCCUUGCUUGAACUAUGAAGUAAAAGGUCUUACCCCUGCAACUACCUAUUUUUGCAGAGUACAGGCUGUGAAUAUGGCUGGAAUUGGCAUGUUUGGGGGAACGGGCAUAGUAACAACACCGGCAUCAGUGCCAGGAGCAAUGUCACUGCCACGGCUACUGGAAGGAAAGAUCCCUCUUCCUUUGGCAUCGACUUGCCUCGCUCUUCAGUGGGAUGAACCCAACUGCCAUGGGUCGGAGAUCACUGGAUAUAACAUUGAAUAUGGAGAAAGACAGAUCGUAACUGUUGAUAGAGUAACGAGCUACACCCUGGAAAAUCUGCAGCCGGACACUGUGUACAGAAUUAGAAUACAAGCUAUCAAUAGUUUGGGACAAAGUCCUUUUAGCCAAUCAAUUAAAGCCAAAACCAAGCCACUACCUCCAGACCCUCCUGUCCUUGAAUGUGUGUGCUUCAGUUAUCAAAGCCUAAAACUGAAAUGGGGUGAUGGCCCAAACAGAAUUUCACUCUCCAGCUCUGUACAGUUCAAUUUGCAAAUGGAAGAUAAGACUGGCAGAUUUGUCACCCUUCUGAAUGGGCCUUGUCACACCUACAAAGUCCAGAGACUGAGUGAAUGUACGACUUAUAACUUUAAAAUACAAGCAUAUAAUGAAGCUGGCGAAGGACCAUUUUCUGAUAUUUAUACCUUCACUACAACCAAAUCUCCACCUGCCGCACUCAAAGCACCCAAAAUAUGUCAGCUGGAAGAAAAUCUUUGUGAGGUUACAUGGGAGCCUCUCCCCCCUAUGAAAGGAGACAGCAUCAUUUACAUUCUACAGCUUGUCAGUGGGAGAGGAGCUGAUCAGGUAUACAAGGGGCCAGAUACCUCAUUCUGUUUCACAAAUUUUCAAACCAACUGUGAGUAUCGAUUCAGAGUAUGUGCUGGCCGACAAUAUCAACAAAAUGGUGGAUUACAAGAACUAUUAGGAGCAUACAGUCCCAGUACAGUAUUCUCAUCUCAGAAAAAAGACAUAGACCCACCCCAGGAUGAUGACUUAAUAGAAGAAAAUAAAAGCAAAAAGAGGUGUCUAACCGAUGAUCAAUUCGCAUUCAUCCUGGUCGUAGCAUUUGCAAUUAUCGCUGUUUUGUGUGCUGUUGCCAUUCAGUACUUUUUAAUCAAAUAAAUUAGUCAAAAAUAUUUAGCAGAGUCUGAACAUUUCUGAUUAUUUGGCAGUUCUAUCUCAAAUCAUAGCUGGAGAUGGUUGUGCAAGGUUGAUUUGUAGAUUUCUUUCUCAAAUGUCACCUAAAAGCUAGGGAUUAUAUGGCAGAAGCCUUGCCGUGAAUAUGUAAUUGACAUUAAAAUAUUCCUGCGUCUUAUGUAAGCAGGUUUUAUUGUAAGAGAAAAUCAGGAGAACUGCCUUAAUACAUAGCUGCUAGGCCUAGAAUAAACCAGUUAGAAGAACAGAUUUAUGUUGAAGUCCUUUUAAGUACAUUUGAGAAAGAGGUAGAAGUUUUUGAUUUCUUAAGAAAGAUUUGAUAUAGUUUAGAAUUUGUGAAUUUUCAAUGACAGGUGUUUCUUUUGAGCAUAGAUUGGAAUAUAGAACACUUCUAAAUCCUUUACUGAAUUUUAUGUAUUGUAGAAGAAAAUUAUUGCCUGCCUUGAUUUGUGGUUUUGUGAAAUGAAUACUUAUAAUUUUGUUUUAAUGUUGAGGUUAAAUAUUUAAUAUCAUUUAAAGUACUAUGUGAGGGUACCAACAAUUUGGGAACUUUACUUACAAUAAGACUCUAUAGACAGAGAGCAAUGUACUGUAUGUGGCCGACUACUUGCAUUCUUCUGAAAUAUUAUAAAAUGUGUCUUAUACUCUCUGUACUGUAAUUUUCAAAGUAAUGUUUCCAGCAUUUGGUAAUCAGUUUUGGCCCAGUGCAAACUUCACUCUGAAAUGAAGAAGAUGGUGAUAUUUUGGUGCUUGGACAGAAAGUCUGUAGUACCUCUUUGGGAGUGGGGUAAGAGAAGAGGCACAGUCUUUUGGGAAGAGUGCAUUUUACUGUUUUGACUCCAAAUUCAGCAAAUAAUUUUGUAUUAUUCUUGGCCUAAACAGAAAAUUCAACCUCUAACUUAAUUAGGAUUAUUAAAUGUUUUACAUGUAAUAACUCAUGUUUUUACAUUGCAUUUAUAAAGCAUUUUUAAAAGAUCUCCUCUUGAAAAAAAGAUCAUUUUGCAUCUUGAUCUAAUGGUACAAUUUCUCAUUAUUAAACUCCUUGCAGGAUUUUGUAGAAAAGACUAUGCACUUCAUAUGACUUCCUUCUCGAACCUUUUAUUGUAAAUGUUUUUAAAUUCUCUACUUACCCAAGAUUUCUGUUGUGAAUUUGAAAGCUGGAAGCCACAAAUUUUGAAUGUUUUAUGUCUCAAUUAACUUGACAAUAAGAUCUUAUGUUACAAAUAUUUGCAUAUUCUGUGACAUUUUGUAUCUUCCUGUGUGCAUCAAGAAUCGCACUGGUUUGUAGCAUGUUUUAUAUAAGUAGUGUGCGGAACUUUAAAUCUUUCAAAAAGUAGAAUUCAACAUUUUAAGAAUGUUGCUGAAAUGGCAGCUGUUCAAAACAAUUAAGGUUUGAGAUAUUAUUUUUGAGGUGUGGAAAACAUUAAAAAAAGGAUUUUUGAAAAUAGAUUAUGGUGCAAUCUAAAUUAACAUUUUCUAAAAUACAUUCAUUUUGUAUUGUAUUUAUUUUUAUUAAGUCCUGGAAAAUGUAUGUUUGAAUGUAUUAGUAGCAGAAUUUAACCAUUUUAUCAUACCAUCAAUGCCUUUUCCCCACACUCAGUUUUAUGCAGCUAUUUAGUAUUACAUUUGAAGAAUUUGUCCUGCCCGUUUUUCUUGAGUGAAUUAUAAAAUAUUCUGCCUUCAGCAAAUAUUUAUUUUUCCCUAAAAAAAAAGAAGAAGCUGCAUUGAAAACAGAACCUGCUUAGAGAGAUUUUUUUUGCAAGCAAGUGAUUUUAUAGAUUAAAAUUUGGGCUGAGUACAUACGAAGCAAAAUUUUACUUUUCUAGAAAUUUUAAAUGCUUUAGAAUUGCCUCAAAGUAUGUUUCACAGAACUACAGAAAAAAGCUGUGUAGAUUUUGCAAUGACAGACAUUCCAAAUUGAUCCACCUUAGUGAGUAUGAAUAUACUAGAUCUCUCCUGCUUUUCAUUAUUCCCCAUGUAUUGUAAUUUGCUUAAAGUAUCUCAAACUUAUGUCAACACUGCCAUACAUAAAUGUUAACUAAAUUGUAACUAUGAAAUAGAUAAUAUAUUUUAAAUGGCCAAUAAAAAUUAUAAAAAUUA